Molecule: messenger RNA, 1176 nt
Organism: Protopolystoma xenopodis
Lineage: Eukaryota; Metazoa; Platyhelminthes; Monogenea; Polystomatidea; Polystomatidae
Source: the annotation of a GenBank genome assembly
CUGAUAUUUUUCUUUUCUUUAAUUCUCCUAUUAGCCCUCGAUUGCAAUCCUCCUGCUCCUUGGUGGGACGAAUGUGCCGACAAAUGUCUUCUUCUAGGCCUUUUCAAGCAUGGCUGGGAGAAGUAUGCUGCUGUACAGACCGAUCCCUCCCUUUGCUUUGCUUCUCGCUUCGGUUUUCCACCAACUGUCACCGCCGAAGAAGCGCCUAAAUUGGAGCAGGUAGCCGCAAUUGAUGAUGUUGAGCCACCUCAUUUGUCUCCAGUUACUGAUCUCAAACAUGAGGCUGGUCCCAGGGACUUAGAAAUUUGUCGGUUGGCUACUUCUGAGGAUUAUGAAGAGCUCAAGGCCCCAUCAACAGUAGCUGGGGACACAGAAACUGAGGCUGGUGCAGAAGACGAGGAAGAAGAGGAUGAAGUGGAGGAGGAAGAGGCUGAGGAAGAAGAGAGGGAGGCAGUCAGUGAGGCCCAUCCGAAAGGGAAUUCCUCGUCAAAUUCUACUAAGUAUCUUUCUAAGGGCAAUUCGAGGUUUGAUCUCACAAUUGUCGCAAAAGACUCUUUGGAACUUUCCAAGCCGAGCAAAUGUUCAUCUGUAGAUAUUGGUCUAAAUGAACUCGCAAGUGAAUCGGUGCCUUCUCCAAUUUCACAAGUUCCUUGCAAGGAUUCGCCGAAACUGUCUAGCACUGAUACUGAGUUGGUUAUAGGAUCCCUAUCCUAUUCUGCUAUUGGUUCUUCUGAAGCUGAUAUAACCGAGUUAAAACCUGCUCCCGUCGACACAAGCUCUUUUCCAAUUCUCGAUUCACAAACUUCUAUAAGUAACUUGGAAACGGAUUUACAUCCGAAUGUUAAUGAUGGCUUUGAAAAGACAACUGAACCUGUUGCCGAAUCUGAAGAGACAUCUCGUGUAAAAGAAGAUAAUGAUCACCUAGAUGCCUCCUCUACAAUAUCUACUACUACUGAAGCGGAAACUCCUGCCUCUACGACUGGAAAGCGACGUCGCACAUCGACGGUUACUUGCGCCACAAAUACGAUUAGCGCUUCCACGUCCGCUGGUUCUUUUGAAGAAUCUGGUCUGUUAUCGUUUCCCCCUGCGGCCGACCUUAAUUGUCGUCUUCGGAAGUUAAUCGCUUACUUCCAGCGCAUGCGCCAUCAAGUGGAAUAUGAUGCCCUUACUGUGUAA